Messenger RNA from Lampris incognitus (smalleye Pacific opah), 2256 nucleotides. RefSeq names its product ankyrin repeat and kinase domain containing 1 (gene ankk1). Gene Ontology annotation, cellular component: cytoplasm. NCBI's taxonomy places the organism in Eukaryota, Metazoa, Chordata, Actinopteri, Lampriformes, Lampridae. Gene Ontology annotation, biological process: regulation of cell cycle process; protein phosphorylation. The transcript has 9 exons. Gene Ontology annotation, molecular function: protein kinase activity; protein binding; ATP binding. The coding region runs from base 1 to 2256 and encodes 751 amino acids. The record is from RefSeq and is a predicted model, not a curated record.
AUGGCUUGUCUUGACGGAGCCUCUGGGAAGUACAGGAACUUCAGGAAAGACGAUUUCGAGGCUGACUGGAUUAAGGUGGCAGAAUGCAGAUUCAGCCAGGUGUACCGAGUCAAGCUCAAACUCUGGCGCGAACAGUGUGCCCUCAAAAAAAUUGACCCAAGUCUUUCUGCAAACAGCCCUUACAGGAGUAGUACAGACGAGGUUUCUGUGAUAGCCAAAGUGAAAUUUAAGUAUCUAGUGUCCAUCUACGGGCUGUGCAGUGAACCAUCUGCCAUGGUGAUGGAGUACAUGAGUAACGGCUCCUUGGAUAAUCUCUUGGCCAGUCACACUUUGAUGUGGCCCAAGAAAUUCCAGAUGAUUCAUGAGGUUACCAUGGGCAUGAAUUUCCUCCACAGCCUUAAACCUCCCCUGCUCCAUCUCAACCUCAAAACGUCCAACGUCCUACUUGACGAUCACCUUCAUGUCAAAAUCUCGGACUUUGGUUUGAUCACGUGGGCGGAGGGUUUUAAAACAAAGUUCAUGGAACAUCUCACAGCAAGGGGGAACAUAAGUUACGUUCCUCCUGAGACCUUCACGCAGUGCCCCAAGCCUCCAGGAACGUCCUUUGAUGUUUACAGCUUUUCAAUUGUGAUGUGGGAGAUUCUGACACAGCAGAAACCCUACUCAGGGAGCAGUGUGACUAAAGUACUGAUACAGGUGUCAGCUGGAAAAAGGCCAAAUGUGGAGAUGAUAUCGGAUGACAAGCCUGAUGAGUGUGUUCAGCUGAUCAGCAUAAUGCAGCAAUGCUGGGACCUGGACCACAAGAAGAGGCCACCAUUCUCAGAUACUGUUAAGACAACAGAGGCGCUGAGUGAAGUUAUAAAGACACCAGGAGGGAACCAGCCUCAACGAGAUGGAAACCAAGAAAAGAAAAUGGACUACCCGUGGCUGGUGUCCCCUGCACAGAAAUUUGCUGUGCCUGAGAUGCCAGACCUUCCCUCAGAUGCGCAGCAUGGGAAGGAUGGCAUUCUCUUUCUCUUGUCGAAGAAGGACUUUGGCAAUUUCAGAAAGUCGGUGAAAAGCGAACACACAGCUGUGCUUUUUUCUGAUAACAACAGUCUUCUCCACUACACUGUGGCCAGUGGGGAUGUGGAGAGUGUCCAACAUGUCUUGAGUCUUGGUGCUAACGUCAACUGUCCUAGUACCAGAGGUUAUACUCCUCUCAUUGUUGCUGUAGUGCACAGGCUCCAUGACAUCAUAUUCCUUCUGUUGAAGCAUGGAGCAGAUGCUUCCCAAGGAGACAAGGACCAGUGGACAUCUCUUCAUUUUGCUUGCCAGAUUGGUGAUGAUAGGACCGUGCGGAUGCUGCUGGACAGAGGAGCAGUGGUAGAUGCAAAGGAAAAAGCUGGUUGGACAUCCCUCCAUCUGGCCUGCCAGAAUGGCCACGAAUCUGUGGUGCGGUUGCUGCUGUCACGCCUGUCAGAAGAGGUAGUUGGGAUACGAGAGGAAGUGCAGGGGAGGACACCGUUCCACCUAGCCUGUGCCUAUGGCCAUGUCAGUAUUGCCAAGCUCCUCCUCUCUAAAGGGGCUGACCCUAACAUCACUGACUGCUCUCUUUGCACUGCCUUGCACCUGUCAGCUGAGCAAGGUCACAACAGAGUUGUCAGACAGCUGAUGAAGAAUGGGGCACAGAUCGACUGUGUGGACAGCAGAGGUUACACACCACUCCACCUGGCUGCUCUAAAGGGACACACAGGCAUCUGCAGGCAGUUGUUAUCAUGUGGAGCCAGCCCAAACCCCAGAACCCUGCAGGGUUGGACACCCAUACACCUGUCGGCCUUCAGGGGUCACCAGGACACUGUGCUCCAGCUAGAGAGCCAGGCUGGCUGUGUGAAUGCUAAGGGUGAGAAUGGUUGGACACCCCUCCACCUAGCUUGCCAUCAUAGCCAGCAGGAGGUAGUAGCCAAGCUACUGGCUGCCAAAGCUGACCCCAAUGUGACAGAGGAGGGUGGUGGUUGGACACCACUUCAUUUGGCCUGUAACAAUGUCAGUUUCCAAAGUGUCCUUCAGCUGAUCUCACAUCAUGCAGAUGUCAAUGCAGUAAACUGGGGGAAAGCCACACCUCUGCACCUGGCUGCCCAACAUGGCUGUAUCCCCAUAAUAAAGGCCUUGCUCCUGAAUGGUGCAGACAAGACACUGAUAGAUUCAUCCGGAGCCACAGCGCUGAAUGUGGCCCAGAUGAGUAAACAAGGAGAGGUAGUGGAACUUCUAGCAUAG